UAAAAAUCUAACCUAUUUAAUUUGUAUUUAAAGUUUUAUUAUCUAAUUAAAUAAAAUAAUUAAUUAUUAAUUAAAUAAUUAUUUUAAAAAAUGUCUAGUCUAUUUGGAGAAGUUGUCUAUCCUAGUUCACGAGCAUUCUGGUCUGAAGAUGAUGAUGAUACUCAAGAAAAUGACAAUUUAUUAAUUUUUAAAAUUGAUUUAAAAAAUGACAUUUCAUCAAUUAAAACUUUAAUUAUCGUCGAAACUGAUUUACUUACAGAUUUUAUAAAAGAUUGCAUUGUAAAUAAAUCAGAAGUAUUGGGAACAAUUAGCAGAUCAUCAACAAAUGUGUCAACACUUUAUGCUCUGACAGAUGAUAUCUGUGUCAUGUUAGUAAAUUCUGUUGAUUUAGCAUCUGCAGGAGCGUUUAUUGAUACUAUUUCUAGUUUGUUAAAAAAAGCGGAAAAUAUUAUUGCGCUGACGUCUAAUCACGUGUCGCAAUUGAAGACACCUGAAGAUAAUACUCCGUCAUUUUUACGAUCGUUGAGUACUACAAAAGUUAAGGAAACUGUGGAAGAUGUUCCCAAGUUGAAGCAGCCUAAUAUUGUCUCUGGAGUUGCUGCUGGAGCCGUUUCCUUCGCCGAAGUAAUGAACCAAUCAGGAACCUUGUUCGUUCUCUACCUCGACAGCUUCUCUCUGGACUCAUCGACCGCAUCCCCUGUAAUAAAAUUACUUUCCAGCCUCACAAAAAAUGCACUGCCCAAUUUCUCCCCAUCCUUCUCAUCAUUUAAUAAAGGAAAUCUAUACAUGUACUUUAAAAUCUCUUUAUUCACCCAACAGUAA
Microplitis demolitor is the source of this 822-nucleotide messenger RNA. RefSeq lists its product as uncharacterized. Gene Ontology annotation, molecular function: proteasome binding. The coding region runs from base 91 to 822 and encodes 243 amino acids. The transcript has 5 exons. Gene Ontology annotation, cellular component: endoplasmic reticulum. Lineage: Eukaryota; Metazoa; Arthropoda; Insecta; Hymenoptera; Braconidae. The record is from RefSeq and is a predicted model, not a curated record. Gene Ontology annotation, biological process: proteasome core complex assembly.